Messenger RNA from Cuscuta epithymum, 808 nucleotides. The record is from the annotation of a GenBank genome assembly. NCBI's taxonomy places the organism in Eukaryota, Viridiplantae, Streptophyta, Magnoliopsida, Solanales, Convolvulaceae.
UAUCAAUCUGCAAAUGGUUUUUGGUCACGAGUUGAGGCUAAGUACAAUGAACAACGUCAACAAAAUCACGAGCAUCGUAAUGCACGUUCACUGCAUUCAAGAAUGGAUACAAUAAGUAUUCAGACACGGAAGCUAAAUGGGUGUGUGAAGCAAGUUGAGAAUUUAAAUCCAAGUGGUGCUUCUGAAAAAGAUAUUCUGGAUCGUGCUAAAGUUUUAUUUAUGCAAGAUCCAAAAUAUUCUAAAGGUUUUAAAUUUGACCAUGUUUGGGAUAUGAUUAAAAAUUUUGAAAAAAUUAAAGAUAAUGUGUCAACUACAAGACAUGCUGCUCCACAAAAAGACAAGUCAAUUACGACUCUUCCCAAUCAGACUCCCAUCCACCAUCUCCAAUUUCCUCAUCACUUGGAUUGUCAUCUUCGUUCAAUAAAGAAGUUGAUACUGAUUCCGGGUCAGAUUUUUCAAAACGGCCAAUAGGGGUAAAAAAGCCAAAUUGAAGAAGAAAAACGAUGAAGACACUACUGUUUUGCUUAAGUCAGUUAAGAGCGACAAUGAGCAACUUAUAGAGAUGUUGAAGAAAUUGUCAUUAGAUCGAUAGGAACAAUUGCAAAUCCAGCGACAAAAUAUGGCAAACAAAGAACAAAGGAGAGAAGAUAAAAUUAUGUUCAUGGAUUUGAAUCCUAGUCACGAUCCACAACGCGCGAGCGUAUAUCAUUGCAGAAAGAUCAAGAAUUUUACAAAAAAAUCUCAAGAAAGAGGAUCAUCGGCUGGAUUUGGGAAUCUAUUUGAUGGUCUUGGAGGGUCUGGAAGCGGG